AUGCCUCCACUCCCCGCCUCGAAGGGAAACACGGAGGAUGAAGUGAAGAGAUCGGAGGAAUUCUUGAACCAGCUGAGCUUGGGAAGCACAGCCACCGGGACCCCGCUGACCCGCGAUACUGCGCGGUUCGAGGCCAGCCGCUCUAGAUCGGGGUCUGCAUCUCGACAUCCAGAAGCAGAGGUGCCUGGAGAUGGAUGUCAUCUCUUAGAAGAAGAGGAGAACCAAAUGUACCAAGAGAAGAACUACCACAUCAAUUGGAUCGCAUCAGUUCGUGAAGAGAUGCGCGACUUUUUGACCAUCUUCAUGGGGAAAUUGCAGAACACUGGGUUGCUGAACACGCUUCUCUUCGGUAUAUCGACAGGCUUCCUUUGUGAGGGCGAGCUGGAUAAAACUGCCCCAGAUUCUCUGGUAUUUGCAUAUUACAGCUUUCUGAUUAUCAGCAUGCUGUACUUUGGCUGCUCAAUCCUUUUCUGCUUCAUUGGGCUAGCAAUCGCUUGUGCAGAAAGUCGCAGGUUCCUUCUGAAGUUUGUGCCAGAUGUUCACGAUGCUUACAAUGUUGAUUACAUCACGAAGCUUCUUCAAUGGGAAGGCAAGGGCGAGGCAUUGCGCAUCCCAUUUGUCAUGGAGCCUCGUCGUCUUGCAGAGAAGAAAGAGAAGCAGAAGCAGGCAGGGGCCGCCGAGGCGAACACGGAAAAGGAGGACUUCUACGAUCAUUUUGAGAGCAUGAUGCACGAGUUCAAUGAGCCAACAGAGGUGGAGUAUCUUCGCAAGGGUGGCACGACCACCCGCUUCUGGGAAGGCAGCCCCACCAGUGCCGAGAGCGACGAGGAGAUGGGAGAAGGAGAACGACUCGAGAACAGCUUUUAUGAGGUCAUCGGACGAUACAGCCUGCUUUGGGACUCUUGCUCCCUGGCAAGUCACAACUCGAUGAUGGUGGGCGUGUUUGCAUUAUGGCAAAGCUUUUCGUAUUAUUUGUUCGGCCACGACAUGAACCGAUCGUUGCAGGCUCGACUAGGCAUGUAUGUCACGACCACGAUCGCUAGCCUUGCCCUCGGGGGUCAACUUUGCCGGCUGCUAAGCGUGAAGACCGAGCUGGACAGGAAGGAACAUCAUGGCGCAGGGGAGGAAUGUUUCGACCCAGGACGCAAACUUAAGCAUUGGGUUCUCAAGUUACUUAUGAUUCUGGCACCAGCUCUGGUGAUGAGCGGUGUUCUGUGUGCAAGUGAGGUUCUGCUGGUCCAAGGGUAUUUGGCUCACGGAGCGCUUCAUGCGUACCUGGCGGUGUUCCUCUUCCGAGCUUUGCGCAAGUUGCCAGGACAGGCUGAGCAAAGCGCACUUGGAAAGGGCUUGCCACCGGCACGGCCCGAGAAGAUGAGGCGAUUGCGAGGAAAAGGCUGUGGAAGCGAUCGUGGCGAGAUCGGGCUGGAGGCACGGGAGUCGCCAGAGCCGAUGCUUCGCCAGCUCCUUUUCGAGAGCGAGAAGAAAGCGAUGCAGACGGCCAUAUUCAUGAAGAGACUCCUGCUCAAGAGCCACCUCGUAGCCUGCCUGCCCUGGGCUUGGUUGGCUGUGGGUACUUUGCAGACUAUGGCAGUUGAGGCUGGCAAUGGUUCAAAGGUCGAUAUGACCGAGGUGAACGUGACUUGGGCAUCGCAUGCCUUCUUCAUCGCCCGUGCGAUGACGUGCUCGCAAAGCGGCCAGGUCUGGAUUGCCAGCGACGACGGCGUGUUUGCGAUUGCACAUGGGGCGGACGGCGGUGGUGUUGAAAGUAUCGAUUGUCCAGCUUUGCCUCUUGGUGAGAACGUGAAGGAUAUUUCCGCCUUGUGCUCGGAAUCCAGCUGUUGGCCUGCAGUGCUUGGAUCAAGUGGAAAGCUUUACAGCUGUUCCAACCCAGACGGAGCCAUAAAUCCCUUUACAGAGAUGCCAGGAAUCUCUGGUUUUGCUUUGGCAGGUGAAGGUUUCUAUGUUCGGAAGCACGACAGCAUCCUUCACUUCCCAACCCGAAAGUCUGUGACUCGUCCUCUGCCGGGUCUCAUUGGUUUUGACAUCCUUCCCAAUGCUGUAGGGGAGGACCUCUUCCUUUUCUCAGCAGAUAGGGCAGCAAGCAUACAACUGAAUGGGGCAACGAGCGGACUGCGGAAGUGGGCGUUGCCUGCCCAACUGCCCCCCUUGCGCGCGGCUUGUGCGAUCGCCCCGACCACAGUACUGGCCGCGGUGCAGGAUCCACGUUCAGAGGAGGUUGAGCCAGAGGUUGCUGAUCCACAGAAAUGCCGCGAGGACGUGCAGAUCAAGCAACCGCCUGGUCCAUCUCCAAAACAGGAGUUUAUGGAGUUCCGGCGGCGAACGUAUACCGCGCCUGGGAGCGAAAUGACCCAGGUGGGCCGGGUUAGCCGCCCCUCUGUCGACUUGUGCGACUCGGAUGAUGCAAAACACGAGGAGGUUGUGAUCUCCGGCCCGUUGCAGCAACGUUUUUGGGGCUUUUGGUGGAGAUGGAGGUGGUGUGUGCUCCAGGGCUCAACCAUGUACAUCUACCGAGACGAGGCCACAGAAACCUGUGCCUUUCCUGGCAGAAGAUCCUGCGGCAUGCCAUCCUCGUCCGAGAAGGUGUCUCAAGAAGAGGCCCUGCGGACGGCAGAGUUUGAUCUGCUGAGGCAGUUGCAGAAGGCUGUGCGCACAGUGAUCCUGACAGCAACGGUCAGCAACAGCUGCGUCAAUUGCUCGCACGGCCUCUGCUCGCAGCUCUUCAGACUGAUCCGCAGUUGCCUCCUGGCGGGAUGCCGGCGAUUCCGCGGUGCGAACCCGGCGGUCGACGACUUCCUGUUCUUGUUGGUCGUGCCGGAGUUUACAGGUUCUUUCAACAACGACCUUGACUUUGUGGCACACCUCUGUGUGAGUCAUUCUGUAGCCAGCUUUGCGCGCCAGCUCUUUGAGGACGAGCGGAGAGUGAGUCACUUCUACUGCGACUCUGCCAUCAUGAGGGACGAGGAGCUGCACCUGGCCUUUGUGUCCUCGCUCAUGGCGUUGGAGCCUGUCAAUUUUCAUCCGGACUCGCCUUACUUGGCGCAGCAAUGCCUUCGGGCCUCUUUGGACAAUCUUCGACUCCAGCCGGUUCUGUGGCUCCAACAGGGCAGUGGAAAGCUGGAAGAUCACGUGCCGGCGGCUCGCCCGGACAAGGUGCUGCCAAAGACGGACCUGGGAGCCCUCAGAAGCAAGGGCUCCUUGUCCAGCGUGUUGGCAGGCUUCCUGGCAGGCAAACGUCAAGUGGACCGGACCCUCGAAGAAGGUCCGGCGAAGUGGAUCGACAAGGUCGCAGAGAACAAACAUGACUGCAGCCUGGCAGCCGAAAGUGCUGGUGCGGCCGACGCCGCACAGGCAGCCGAUGGUCCUGAUGCAGCAGACAUGCUGCAAGACAACACGGCUGAAAAGCUGGAGGAGGCUGCCCUGGCCUUGAACGAGACGGAGGAGCUUCUCAGGCAGAUGGAGUUCGAGGCGCAGGAGACCCGGAGCCGGCCCGGGGACCUUGAUCCAGAAGAACCCACCAAGGCUCUGCUUUCGGAAGCCUUAACCAGCUGCUUCAACGUUUUGGACCUGGAGGACAUGGCAACGGAGUGUCCGGUAGAUGACGAAGGCCCUUUCGAUGCCCAUGCCGUCGAAGGCUCCGACAUCCAGCCUGCCUGCGAAAGCCCAGGCCCUCUGAAGGAGCCCCAGGGUUCUGUCAUGGGUGGUUCAGCUGCAGACCUCGGCGCCGAGCUCGCAGAUGCCUUUGGGCUGAAUGCCUCUAUGCCAAAGGAAGACGUUCCGGAGGUGGCGAUUGGCUUGCGUGAUCUCGUCCAUGCUGGGAGCAGGGCCAGGCAGGGAGAUGCACAGAGAUUGCACUUGGGGAGAAGAUCAGUGCCCGAGAUCGGAUCACUUCCCAUGCAGGCUUCGCCUUCCGGUUCGAGCAGCAGGUUACGAGCAAUCACAGCGACCCUUCCACUCGACGACCAGAGUCCAUCGGCUGGCGAAGCUGAUGAGGCCGACGAUGCCAUCGCUGCACUCGAGGGGUUAUGGAGGGACUCGCGACAGGACACUGCCAAGAGGCUCAUGAGGGCCUCCAUUUCCGUGGCAUCGGCCUCCAAGCUUGCCCGCAGUGACGCGCGGUCACGCGGAGCCAGUGACGCAAAAUCGGAGUCGGGUGCGUCGCAUCCAGGCUCCAGAGCAGCGCAUUUGGAGUCUCCAUUUUCGGGAGACGGCUCGGGCAGUGACUCUGAGAGUUCCUCCCAGCGAUCAGUGUCAACGCCGUCCCUGCUCGCCGUUCAGGGUGAGCCUUCGACACUUUUUCCAUCGCACGGGGUCCACUUGGAGUGGAAGUUGAAGAUGCACACUCGGCUUCCGAAGGAAGUGCAGGUGUCUAGACAACGAGGUCUGUGUCCUGGGUGCAGAGGGAGACUUCCUGCUAUCUCGCUCUUCCAGGGGCCCAGAUACUGCCACUACUUGGGCUACUAUUUCUGCACGGACUGCCACCACGGUGACAUUCGCGUAAUCCCUGCUCGAGUGGCGCAGCGCUGGGACUUCGAACCCAAGAAGGUGUGCAGAGCAGUCGCCAAGUAUUUGGACCUCCAAGUCAACCAGCCCCUCGUUCCCAUCACCAGCAUCCGGCAGACGAAGGUGUCUUCCCAAAAGAUCUUGACAGAGAUCCACAAUUGUCGUCAGCAGCUAAGCAGGAUAAAGGACAUCGUGGCUGAGCAGGGUUGCGAGUUCGGAGUCCAGAUGCACAGCUUUGUGGCGCAGCUUGAUGCCCACAUCGCACGCGGGCACGAGCACUACGCCAUGCAGGACCUCAUCCGCAUCCAUCUGGAGGGCUGGAGCUGUCCGCUCUACACGAAGGUAUCCCGUUGUGUUGCCGUCUGCUCCGACCAUAUCCACUCUUGCGCCCAAUGCUCCGGCUGUGCGCGGCGCUGCCCCAUCUGUGGCUCCGGAGCUCCGAUCUACCUCUUCGAGGUUGAGAAGCUUCACUCCUGCGAGCGGUGCGGAGCGGUGUUUCACAAGACUUGCUUUCGACGGGCAAACUCGGAGUGUCCGUUCUGUUUGGAAGCCACAUCGUCUCAGAGAAAGCCUUCUGUUGCAGCAGUUCAAGCUCGAUGA
Molecule: messenger RNA, 5121 nt
Organism: Symbiodinium sp. CCMP2592
Lineage: Eukaryota; Dinophyceae; Suessiales; Symbiodiniaceae
Source: the annotation of a GenBank genome assembly